AUGGAUAGUAUGGAAUUCAAGAAUACUCUUUCACAUUCUUCAUAACCUAGAAAUAUGAGUUAACAAUCAAGAAGGGCAUUUACUAGAGAUAGAGAAGGGAUUGAUUUCAGAAGGUAGAUAUUUGAAAGAGCAAAUGAGAUCAAAGAAAGAUAAAUGAGAUAAUACAGAGAGUAAUUGCAAAUGAAAUACAGUGGAAUAGUUAAUCAUGAAGUCAUUGAGAAAAUACCAGCAAGUAUUGCCAACUCAUUAAUCAAAGAAAAUUUCAUAAAAAUGAGGAAGAAUUUAGUAUAGAGAACCAUUUAGGCAGAACUCAUGAAAAAGAAAUUCUAAGAAUUCAAUCUUCCAAAGAGGCCAGUCGAGAUAAAAACUCAACAAAUAAGAGUUAAUUAUGGGGUCAUUAACACUUAAAAAUAUUAAUACAAAGUAGUAUCUAGAUUGAUAAACAAAUUUAAAAUCGGUUGA
Molecule: messenger RNA, 462 nt
Organism: Stylonychia lemnae
Lineage: Eukaryota; Ciliophora; Spirotrichea; Sporadotrichida; Oxytrichidae
Source: the annotation of a GenBank genome assembly